Durio zibethinus is the source of this 2832-nucleotide messenger RNA. RefSeq names its product DEAD box RNA helicase (RH3). Gene Ontology annotation, molecular function: zinc ion binding; RNA binding; RNA helicase activity. Lineage: Eukaryota; Viridiplantae; Streptophyta; Magnoliopsida; Malvales; Malvaceae. Gene Ontology annotation, cellular component: cytosol. The record is from RefSeq and is a predicted model, not a curated record.
GUAAAAUUAAUCCGUUCGAAGAGAAUUGAUGGACCGGGGAUUUAAGACCAAAAAGAUACUGGGCAGAAGCAGCGAGGUGGAGGCCAGCGAGGCCAUUCAUUUGGGAAGGAGUGUGGCCUUAUCUCUCCACUGAACUCUUCUGCACGCCGCCUGAAAUAAAUAUCUCAAAUUCCCUUAGCCUAUCUUCUUCUACUAAACCAGCAGAAAGUUGCAACAAAAAAUGGCAUCCUUCCUAGGAGUAUCCUCGUACAUACACCACUCCCCGUCUCUGGAGGUUUCCUCUUCCGGCUGUAAUAGAAGGAUAACACCCACUACAGCAACUUCUUACUUCUCCUUACCCUCCACCAAUAAGUCUCAGUUCAAUGCCCUCGUAGUGGCUGGAAGGCCAUUGCUCGGCUUCAAGCACUCUUUUGUUUCUCGCGCUAUCGCCACCCCCAAUUCCGUGCUCAGCGAACAGGCCUUCAAGGGUCUUUCUCUCCACCAGGACCAAGACGACCAGGACGUCUAUGACUCUCGAGGGGAGACUAAAGCUGAGGCUGAGACUUCCUCCAACCACCAGGACGAACUUGACAUUUCCAAGUUGGGUUUGCCAGAGCGCCUUGUCGAUUCCCUACUCAAACGGGGCAUUACUCACCUUUUCCCAAUUCAGAGAGCUGUGUUCGUACCGGCACUGCAAGGUCGAGACAUCAUUGCUCGUGCAAAGACUGGCACUGGGAAGACAUUAGCCUUUGGAAUCCCCAUAAUUAAACGGCUUACUGAAGAUGCUACCCAACACACAAGUCCACGGCGGAUGUCUGGUCGGCUUCCCAGAGUUUUGGUACUGGCUCCUACUCGAGAGUUGGCUAAGCAAGUGGAGAAAGAAAUUAAAGACUCUGCAUCUUAUUUGAACACUGUUUGUGUUUAUGGAGGGGUUUCUUAUAAUACACAGCGAAAUGCUCUUUCGCGUGGGGUUGAUGUAGUGGUUGGGACUCCUGGUCGAAUCAUUGACCUCAUAGAAAGUAAUGACCUCAAAUUGGGGGAAGUUGAAUAUCUGGUCCUUGAUGAAGCUGAUCAGAUGCUUGCAGUUGGAUUUGAGGAGGAUGUUGAAGAAAUUUUAGAAAAUCUUCCAUCGAAGAGGCAGAGCAUGCUUUUCUCUGCAACCAUUCCUUCUUGGGUUAAAAAGUUGGCAAGAAAAUACUUGGACAAUCCUCUGAAUAUUGACUUGGUUGGAGACCAAGAUGAAAAGCUUGCUGAAGGGAUCAAACUUUAUGCGAUAUCAACCACUGCAACUUCAAAGGGGACCAUUCUUAGUGAUCUCAUAACUGUUUAUGCGAAGGGUGGGAAAACCAUUGUUUUUACACAAACAAAGCGAGAAGCUGAUGAUGUGUCUAUCAGUUUAACAAAUAGCAUAGCUUCUGAGGCAUUGCAUGGCGAUAUAUCCCAACAUCAGAGGGAGAGAACAUUGAAUGGAUUUCGGCAAGGAAAAUUUACUGUGCUUGUUGCUACUGAUGUUGCGUCUCGUGGACUUGAUAUUCCAAAUGUUGAUCUAGUUAUCCACUAUGAUCUUCCCAAUGAUGCGGAGACUUUUGUGCAUCGCUCUGGACGAACUGGACGGGCAGGGAAGGAAGGUUCUGCAAUUUUGAUGUAUACUAAUAGCCAAAGGAGAACUGUCAGAUCCCUUGAACGUGAUGUUGGGUGUAAGUUUGAGUUCAUUACUCCUCCAGCUAUUGAAGAAGUUUUGGAGUCAUCAGCUGAGCAAAUUGUUGCUACUCUUAAUGGAGUUCAUCCUGAGUCUAUAGAGUUCUUUACCCCAACUGCUCAAAGGCUUAUUGAAGAACAAGGGACAAGUGCUCUUGCUGCAGCACUAGCACACCUAAGUGGAUUUUCCCAUCCCCCCUCAUCCCGUUCACUUAUUAGCCAUGAGCAGGGAUUGGUAACAAUGCAAUUGACAAGAGAUUCAUCUUAUUCUAGAGGGUUCCUGUCUGCUAGAUCUGUCACUGGGUUUCUUUCUGAUGUUUACCCUAUCGCUGCUGAUGAAGUUGGGAAAAUAUAUCUAAUUGCAGAUGAGAGGGUUCAAGGAGCAGUGUUUGAUCUCCCCGAGGAGAUUGCAAAAGAGUUGCUGAAUAAGCCAACACCACCUGGAAACAGCAUCUCAAAGAUCACAAAGUUGCCUCCUUUGCAAGAUGAUGGCCCUUCAGGUGAUUAUUAUGGCAAAUUUUCUAGCAGGAAUCGCUAUACGCAUGGAACUUCUAAGGAUCGGAGAGGUCUUAGGGCCUCCAGGGAUUGGAGCAGUGGCCGAGACUCUGGUGAUGAAGUCCGAGGUGGAAGAAGUAGCUGGUCUCGGACUUCAAAAAGCAGUAGGGAUGACUGGCUAAUUGGCAGUAGCAGAUCAAAAAGGUCUUCCUCCCAAGACAGAGGCUUUGGAGGUUCCUGUUUCACCUGUGGGCGUCCUGGGCAUAGGGCCUCUGACUGCCCUGACAAGUUUGACUUUUAGCAUGUUGCUUUAAGUAUCAGUCUUCCGCACUAACCUGGACGAUCUUGGAACUAAGCUGCUAUUAGGCAGUUGCUUUUUGGCAGACAUUGGCAUUAAGUUGGUCAAAGAGGGAGACUCUCGCCUGCGUUGCAAAUAUUGAAGUUAUCGUCGUAUGCCUUUCUCUGUCACUGUUGCCAUAAAAUUUGCAGUCCGCUGAUAUCAAAUUGGAGAAAAUGUUACAUGAAACUAUUCUAAAUAGAAGUUAAAUUCUAUGAAACAUUAUCAUUUGAAACCAGAAAUGUUAUCUGCCCGAUUUGUGGUAGCAUUUUUUUUUCUUUUUUAUUUUAAAGUGGCAAAGAAGGUAUGAUUUUAGUAUAAAA